UCUCAGUUGUGUCCGCAACUCUUCGGGAUUAGGAUCGAAUAUUUAUCGAUUUCGAUCGGUGUGCGUGUAAUAAAUGGUGCUAACUUUAAUAAUUCAUGGAAGACAAUAAGUGAAAACAAAAAGAACACGCUCUACUUCACGGAACGAAAAUGCGACUUAAUUAUUGUCUGAGAUUGUUGUCGGUGAUGUGUUUUUUGCCACCGGCGUUUAUAGAGUGUUCCGAAAACGACAUCAAAGAAACUUUCCCAACGAAGCCGGACAAAAAAAAUUUAAUCUAUCCGCCGCCGAAGACGCGCUUUUUCGACGAAAUUGGUCUGAUACCUCAGUCAUGUCGUUUCCGUGGAGUAAAAUACGAGUGCGGUCUGUCCAUUAGCUGCGUGUUAGGAGGAGGUCGCCCUUUAGACUUGUGUUCCGGAGGGAUGAUCUGGGCAUGUUGCGUCGACCGCGAAGUCCAAACACCUACUCACCAUCCUGACGUAGGUGUCCUCAAUAAUGCUAUGGGAUAUUACCCUCCGGACCCAGACCACCCGGAUUCCAACAGUGUGGAUAGACCGCCUUAUAGGCCCUACUACCACGACCCGGGAGACGAUAGGCCGCCGCCUUUUGAAGAUGGCUACCAGACCGAGCCUCACGUCCAACCACCUAAUGCCAGGGGUUGUGGCGAGCUGUACACGAGGAGCAACAGGAUUGUGGGUGGCCAUUCCACAGGAUUCGGAUCGCAUCCUUGGCAAGUGGCUUUAAUCAAAACAGGAUUUCUCACAAAGAAGCUGGCCUGUGGGGGAGCCUUACUCAAUGAGCGAUGGAUCAUUACAGCUGCACACUGCGUUGCAACGACCGCCAACGGGAACAUCCGAGUCAGGCUAGGGGAGUGGGAUGUGAGGGAUCAGGACGAGAAAUUAGCACAUGAGGAGUAUUCAGUUGAGCGCAAAGAGGUCCACCCUGCGUACUCGCCAUCGGAUUUCAAAAACGAUCUAGCUUUAGUAAAAUUAGACAGGAACGUGAGGUUUAAACAACAUAUUAUUCCUGUCUGUCUACCUGCACCUACAUUGAAAUUACCUGGAAAGGUGGCAACAGUGGCCGGUUGGGGCAGGACUCGCCACGGCCAAGCUACUGUGCCUUCAGUCCUGCAAGAAGUUGAUGUUGAAGUUAUUACCAAUGAUCGAUGCCAAAGAUGGUUCAGGGCUGCUGGUCGAAGAGAGACCAUCCACGACGUGUUUUUAUGUGCGGGUUACAAAGAGGGCGGAAGAGAUUCAUGUCAAGGCGACUCUGGAGGACCCUUGACAUUGACAGUGGACGGUAGGAGAACUCUUAUCGGUCUUGUUUCCUGGGGGAUAGGAUGCGGUAGAGAACAUUUGCCGGGAGUUUAUACCAACAUCCAGAAAUUUGUGCCUUGGAUAGACAAAGUCAUGAAUUGUACCUGCACCAGCACUAGUGCUGCGCUACCGGGGAGUUCAUCGACCCCCAUGGUCUUCAGGAUGGCAGAACUCUUCUUUAACCAGUCCCAACUCAACGUCGGACAGGUGAUGAACGUCAUGGGGAUGAUAGAGUUUAUUGAACUGUUUGUAUCCUCUAGUCUUAAAAAGAUGCUGCCAACAAUUUUAGUUACGUUUGCCACUUUCUUGUUGGAGUUGUGUACGACUUCCCCUGUAUAUAACAUGCAACCAGCGUUCAUCACUGCCAAUAUAGGUACUGUAGGAAGAAAUAUUCGAAAUCUACCCUGUAUUUCGAGAAAAACCAACCAAAGUGGUGUUUGCAUGUUUGCAAUAGAUUGUCUAAAAGCGAAUGGCACACAUUUAGGAACUUGUAUAGAUCGCUUUUAUUUCGGCUCGUGUUGUCAUAUAGAACCUGUUAAUGAUAUCAUAGAUAAUACAAUAGAUGAUAUAAUCCCAGCACGAGAACCACCACAAAGACUUUCGAGUACUAUCAAACCAAUAACUACAACAACUAAAACUGAGAAAACACCAUCAACUAAAACAACAACUACGACACCUGCGACAACAGCAACUAGAAAAGUGUUUACAACAAACACGACUACGACAACAACAACAACAACCACAACAACAAAAAAACCAUCACCACCGUCAACAAUAAUAACAACAACAACAACAACAGAAAAAUAUGUGCCUUUAAAACAAGAAGAAGCUACAACAGUUGGUUACAAAUUAACCACGUUUCAAUCGGUUGACGGAAGCAUUUCUGUUGAAACGACAACAACAAGCUCUAAAACGACCCAUAAAUCUAAACCAACCAAAGUAACUCCAAAACCGACGAAAAGUACCCCUAAACCUGUUCGAACUACAAUUAGUACAAAAAAACCUACAAGUAAACCUGUACUAAAUACGACGAAAAAGCCAGUUCUAACUACAGGUACAACGCGACGACCUACUACAACAAUAACUACAACAAAAACAACAACAACACGUAGACCGAGUACUACAACAGCUGUACGGAAACCAAAUACUUCAACAACGCAGAAACCCCCCACAGUUUCUACUCGUAGGCCUUCUACAACUUCUACUCGAAAACCUACAGUUUUCACUCGUAAAUCGACAACAACAACGAAACCAACCAAACCUAGUACUACAACAGUUACGACUAAACGACCUGUUGAUACUAAACCAACAACUCGUCCAGUAAAAAUUACGACAACAACCACCACAACCACGACAAAAAAAACUAGUACUGUAGCAACUACAACUCCUAAACCCACAACUAUAGUAAUCAGGAACGUGACUCAAGCGUCUGAAAGUAACGAAAUCGAAACCGUGUCUUCCUCAACCGUGAAACCACCAAGUACCACCGCCGGUUCAAUAGUCACUUGGACCAUCGUCAACAACGAGAAAAAUGUUUCGGCACCAACGACUUCCAGUUCCGUUAACAGUACAAGUGAAGAAUGGCUCCCUUUGACAACUCCAGACCACUGGGUUCCCCUGCCCAGCGUCCAGGCCAGUACCCAAGCAGCGUCUCCUUCCACAACCGAUAAACCGUCGACGACUGAAAGUGCAAGUAAACCGUCCAUCACGUAUAUACCAUUGGAAUCUACAACCUCUUCAGUGACCUUGAAUGUGUCGACUGUGGUCACUGAAGGAGUUGUUAUAUCGCAGUCGACACCUACCAGCUCUACUCCUCCUUCGGCGACGGGGGGAUCCGACACGGAAAUUCGGCCGGUCAACAUGAGUGACUUCACGGAUGUUUGCGGACGAAGGAUGUAUCCUGAAGGGAGGAUAGUUGGAGGAGAAAAAUCAUCUUUUGGAAAAUGGCCGUGGCAGAUCUCCUUGAGGCAAUGGAGAACUUCUACAUAUCUACACAAGUGUGGGGCUGCUCUCCUCAACGAGAACUGGGCUAUAACCGCUGCUCAUUGCGUCGAUAACGUCCCACCUAGUGACCUACUUCUGCGACUGGGCGAACACGACCUAUCUACAGAAUCGGAGCCCUACUUGCACCAGGAACGGCGCGUGCAGAUUGUUGCAUCGCAUCCCCAGUUCGACCCCAGGACCUUCGAAUAUGACCUAGCCCUGCUGCGGUUCUACGAGCCUGUCACAUUCCAGCCGAAUAUCUUGCCAGUCUGUGUUCCUCAAUCAGACGAGAACUUUGUAGGAAGGACAGCCUACGUCACAGGAUGGGGGCGUUUAUACGAGGAUGGUCCCUUGCCGAGCGUUCUCCAAGAAGUGUCCGUCCCUGUAAUCAACAAUUCAGUAUGUGAAUCAAUGUACCGCUCCGCCGGCUACAUCGAGCACAUCCCCCACAUUUUUAUUUGCGCGGGAUGGCGAAGGGGAGGUUUCGAUUCGUGUGAGGGCGACUCGGGAGGACCCAUGGUGAUUCAGCGCGAGGACAAGAGAUUUCUUCUUGCAGGAGUAAUCUCCUGGGGAAUCGGAUGUGCCGAACCGAACCAGCCCGGAGUCUACACCAGAAUCAGCGAAUUCAGAGACUGGAUUAACCAAAUUUUACAGUUUUAAUGUGAUCUGAUCGUAGCUCAACCGAAGUCAACGGAAGUGGAGAAGAAAGUGCGAUUUUCAAUCCUUUCAUGCAAAUUGGUUGAUAUUGAUUUUCUUGCACUGCUUGCUAUAAAUAAAUUCUGCAUGCAACAGUUUACAGCGUAGAAAAUUUCAGAAUUUUAUGCACUUACUAAUGCAAUAUUUUGUGAUGUGGAGACUUUUGCAAAACAGAUGUUUAAAAAAAAGUUAAAAGGAUGGAUAGUUUUAAGAAAAAGCGAUUGUAAAAAAUAAAAAAUAUUCAGUAAUAUAGUUAUUAUGAAGGAACUUAUUUAAAAAUUGAUAAAAAGAGUUAAAAAUUUGUGAAAAUACAGUUUAACUUUUUUGGUCGAUGAAAUUUGUAAUUAUAGAAAGUACGAACGAUAUUGUUAUUUUUAUAUUAAUGUAAAUAGAGGUGCGUGAAUCUAAUUUUUGUACUGUAAAUGAAUAAAAUAUUUAUUUAUUUA
This is a messenger RNA of Tribolium madens (black flour beetle), 4438 nucleotides long. RefSeq lists its product as uncharacterized. The transcript has 16 exons. Gene Ontology annotation, molecular function: serine-type endopeptidase activity. The record is from RefSeq and is a predicted model, not a curated record. Bases 150 to 3956 code for a protein of 1268 amino acids. NCBI's taxonomy places the organism in Eukaryota, Metazoa, Arthropoda, Insecta, Coleoptera, Tenebrionidae. Gene Ontology annotation, biological process: proteolysis.